GGAAAGAAUGUACCCAGGAUGAAAGCACAGCUGCAGCUAUCUUUGCUGUUCAAAUGGAUGACUACUUAGGAGGAAAGCCUGUGCAGAGUAGAGAAAUUCAAGGAUAUGAGUCCACUGAGUUUGUGGGCUACUUCAAAGGAGGAAUUAAAUACAAGGCAGGUGGUGUUGCAUCUGGAUUUAAUCAUGUUGUUACUAAUGAUCUGAGUGCUCAGAGGCUUCUGCAUAUCAAGGGCCGGAGAGUUGUCAGAGCCACCGAAGUCCCCCUGGCUUGGAGCAGCUUCAACAGAGGAGAUUGUUUCAUUAUUGACCUUGGAACUGAAAUCUAUCAGUGGUGUGGCUCAUCAUGCAAUAAAUACGAGCGGCUGAAGGCUACUCAAGUUGGUUGGCAUUCGGGACAAUGA
Eurypyga helias (sunbittern) is the source of this 401-nucleotide messenger RNA. RefSeq names its product adseverin-like. The record is from RefSeq and is a predicted model, not a curated record. Gene Ontology annotation, molecular function: phosphatidylinositol-4,5-bisphosphate binding; actin filament binding. Gene Ontology annotation, biological process: actin polymerization or depolymerization; actin filament severing; barbed-end actin filament capping. Lineage: Eukaryota; Metazoa; Chordata; Aves; Eurypygiformes; Eurypygidae. Gene Ontology annotation, cellular component: cytoplasm; actin cytoskeleton.